UGCGUGCUGCACUUCUAAUGCAAAUUUAUAUAUUUUUGUAGACAUUUUUGACUGGAAUUAUUGAACAAGAUAUUUGAAUCCGAAUCUUCUAAUUUUCCUCAAGGACUGUGUACUCUACCAGCUACCUUACUGCUAGAUUUUAAGUGAUAAGCGAGCCUUCAGUUUAAGGCUUAGGAGGACGGUAAACAAGCGUAUAAUGGCGACUGAGAUUGAAGCCUGGACCACUGCCACCCAAAACGAUGGUGUGUUCUCACUUGAGAAAGAGCAGGAUGGGGUGGAUGGGACUUAUGGCUGUGAGGAUCUGAAUGAGUUGGAGGUGAAUGGGAACUGGACCCCUCAGGAAAAGGCCCUGCAUGAGGCCAGACUGAAAGCUAAGGCUAAACGGCGCCUGCGUAAAUCAUCCUCCCGGGAUUCCACUCGGGAAUCACUUUCUGAAUCGGUUUCUGGAGAGCUUUCUACCGAUCCACACAGCCCCAAGGGUAAGAACGCUGUAAAUGAUCGAAAGUCACGGACUGGAAAAGGUCGAGGACUGCCCAAAAAAGGUGGAGCAGGUGGUAAAGGUGUGUGGGGAGCAGCGGGUAUGGUAUAUGAGGUGGAGGAACCUGACGCAAAGGACCCCAACUAUGAUGAAUCUGCACAGGGAGACACAGUAUAUGCUACAGUAGUACCGGAGCUGGACGAGAGAGAACUCGAGAAGACCAUCAACCCCAUUGUGCAGGAGUACUUUGAGCAUGGAGACACCAAAGAGGUGGAGAUGCUUCUCAAAGAGCUGAACUUGGGCCAUCACAGAUAUGAGUUCUCCUCUCUGGCUGUUUCUCUGUCUCUGGAAGGCAAGGCCAGCCAAAGAGAGCUUACAUCACGUCUUCUCUCAGACUUAUCUGGAAAGGUGCUCUCUGAAAGGGACAUGUCACGUGCGUUUGACAAAAUACUUAAAGAACUGCCAGACCUCAUCCUGGAUACACCGGAGGCCCCACAGAUGCUUGGUCAAUUUAUUGCACGGGCCAUUGCUGACCACGCUUUACCCAUGAGUUUCCUUGACUGUUACAAAGGCAAGGUGGAUUGUGACCAUGCCAGAGCUGCACUGGACAGAGCAUCAGUUCUGCUCUCCAUGAAGAGGGAAAUCAUGCGGCUUGAUAAUGUGUGGGGAGUUGGUGGCGGCCAGAGGCCUGUCAAACAUCUCAUCAAAGAGAUGAACCUGCUGCUAAAGGAGUACCUGGUGUCAGGUGUGCUCUCUGAGGCUGAGCACUGUCUGCGAGAUCUAGAAGUGCCACACUUUCAUCAUGAACUGGUCUAUGAGGCUGUGAUUAUGGUACUAGAGUCUACAGGUGACACAGCCAUACAGAUGAUGGUCAAACUCCUCAAGGUGUUGUGGCAAACUGGCCUAAUCACUCUGGACCAGAUGAACAGGGGCUUCCAGCGUGUAUACGACGAGCUGCCAGAGAUUAACCUGGAUGUGCCUCAUGCACACUCCAUUAUGGAAACCUUUGUGGACCUUUGUUACCAGGAGUCAGUCAUCACUAAGCAGCUGAGGGAUUUCUGUCCAACCAGGGGGCGUAAGCGCUUUGUGAGUGAGGGCGACGGAGGGAUUGUGAAAAGCUAGAAGAAUCAGGAGAGUUCCGCAGGACCCUGAUGCUGAGCAGGCUGGGAUCUCCUGCACUUCCCUGGGAGUCUGUCCUCACUGUCUUCAUUGCUCAUCUUCCGAGUACACAGAAAUAUUCAGCCUCAGAAAUGAUAUCAUGUAGAAGAGUGACAACUGAGAAAUGCUGUUCUCUCCUCUAUUACAGGCUUUGUUUCAUUUGUUUGUGAAUUUAUGUGCGUUUUUAUGCAGCAUAAAUGCUGCAGUGAAAAAACGAAGUGAGGGGAAAUCAGCAGCUUCAGAUGGCCAUGAAAUACAGUUUGGGUUGAGGGAUUAAUUUUGCUUUAUCUUUUUUAGCUUAAGUUGUUUUUCUGUUUUUGUUCACAAGUGUUCACUUGUUAGUGUUCACAGUGAUCUCCCAAUUAUUGCAAUGUAAUGCAUAAAAUAUGAAGUACUUAGAAUAAGGUAUUAAAAGAAUUUGUGCUAUUCAACGGAAGUGCUAACUGUUGGGCCAAAAUACAAUAUUUUAUGAAGCGAUUGGGGUCACUUCUAAUUGUUUUCAUUUGAUUGCAUGUUUAUCUUCAAAUUUGUCUUAUUGCAUAAAGAAACCAUACGUUUACAGAUUCACAAGGAUCUGGGAUAUUUUUGGUUAGCUGCAUACAGACUUUUUUUUUUUUCUCAAUGCUUA
This is a messenger RNA of Rhinichthys klamathensis goyatoka, 2264 nucleotides long. RefSeq names its product programmed cell death 4a (gene pdcd4a). Lineage: Eukaryota; Metazoa; Chordata; Actinopteri; Cypriniformes; Leuciscidae. The record is from RefSeq and is a predicted model, not a curated record. Gene Ontology annotation, biological process: negative regulation of DNA-templated transcription. The coding region runs from base 197 to 1600 and encodes 467 amino acids. Gene Ontology annotation, cellular component: nucleus; cytosol. The transcript has 12 exons.